Molecule: messenger RNA, 2870 nt
Organism: Ahaetulla prasina
Lineage: Eukaryota; Metazoa; Chordata; Lepidosauria; Squamata; Colubridae
Gene: GLMN
Product: glomulin, FKBP associated protein
Exons: 19
Coding region: 146-1948 (600 amino acids)
Cellular component (GO): cytoplasm
Molecular function (GO): ubiquitin-protein transferase inhibitor activity
Source: RefSeq, a predicted model, not a curated record
UGAAAGGGGGCGGGGCGGUAGGAAAUGCUCCUGGGGAAGCUGCAGCGGCUCGGGCUGAGCUUGAGACUGCGGAGGCAGCGGCCGGGGCGCAAGAGGUUCCCGCUUUCCUCGCACCCCAAACGGGUUCUUGAGGAGCAAGAAAAAAAUGGCAAAAGAACUUCAAGAAAUAAUACAAAGAUGUCAAUUUCUUGAUGAAGAGAAUUUUAAAGGGGAAGAUUAUAAUCUUUUUCAAGUUGCUGGACAGAAAUGUUUCGAGGAAGGGAAUAUAGCUGAAGUCUUGGAAAUUGUACAAAAUAAAAAAAAUGUGCUGAAUUUUUUCACCCUACAGGUUAUCAUAAAAAACAUGGGCUGGAGUCUUAUAGGACCUCUACUCAGAUGUAUGCUGAAACAAAGGCAAGAUGAUGUUGAGAGACAAUAUUGUAUGAAAAUAUUAGACAAGUUGGUAGAAUUAUGCAGUGCAAAAGAGCUUAUACUGGGCUUCCUGGAACAGAUUGAACAAGCUUCUAGGGAAGAGACAUCCUCAGUUAUUUUACUUCUGCUUAAACCUUUGCAAGAAGCACUUCUUAAACUUGAUACUAAGAAAGCCUAUUCAGUGGGGUUGUCACUGUCUACCAUUUUGAGCCAACUUUCCCUUCUGCCCAUUCCUUACACAAAACAGCAACUGCAAGAAGAUCAGCAUGGGCUUUGCCAGUGCCUUAAUGCUCUAGCACAGUUUGUCAGACCAUUUGUCCUUGAAAUUGUUCACCACGUGGAGAUCUUACCAGGUGGCAAUUGCAACGAUCUAAAGGAGGAACUACUAGGAUUUUGCCUGAAAAGUUUAAAAUAUCCAUUGCUAAUGGCAGAGCUUGAUCCAUUGCCUGAAGAGAUGGCUGAGAAUCACCUAAGGCAGUUUGCAGCUGCGAUAGUUGGAAUUUUAGCGGAUAUGAGAGAAUUAUUUCCACAAGUGCGUUUUCAGCCAGUAUGUAAACGUGAAAACUGGGAUGAUGAAGACAUAUCGGAAAUGAACAAGGAACAAUCCUCAGAUGCUUUAGCAUGUCUAUCUUACAUAGUAUUUGUUCAGGACUGCUUUGGUGUUGACUGCCUCCCAGUAGUUUUCAACCCAUCAUAUAUUUUGCAGUGCAAUAUGGUACAUAUUAGAGCUCUGUUGAAAAGGACGGAAGAACCUGUUUUAUCAAAAGGACUUGCUCUUUUGGAGAACUGUCUCCUGAGAUUGGAAAAUAAUAGCCUUUUUCUUCAGUAUUUGGAAUUUGAAGGCUUUAUUACAACACCUCAGGAUUUGGUCAAGAUUAUGACUCAAUGCCCUUUUGAAUCUCUGAGAAAGAAGAGUUUCAAGAUUUUGCAGCUGUAUUUAGAUAAAUUUAAUGAAGAGGGAAAAUACAUAUUAUUUAGAUGUUUAUUGAAGACGAGCAACCAUUCUGGUGUGGAAGGACACAUUAUUCAGAAUAUUAAAAAUCAAAUUGAUUUGUCCUUAAAGAGGGAAGAAGGCAGCAAGUUUUUUACUGGACUCCAGCUGGUCUCUCUGUUGGACAUGGUGCUCUCACUUCCUGAAGGUGCUGAAACUGAUCUUCUCCAGCAUUCAGAUAGGAUAAUGGCCUCACUGAAUUUGCUGAGAUACUUAUUUAUUAAGGAUAAUGAAGAUGACAAUAAGACUUGUGUAUGGACAGAACUUUAUAAGAUAGAGAGAAAUUUCUUGAAGCCUUUACACACUGGACUUAAUAUGUCAAGAGCACACUAUGAAGCAGAAAUAAAAAGGAAGAAAGAAAAUAAAAGAGCAGAACCUCACAGUUCUAAAAAGGCCUGUUUUCAAUUGAUAUCUAAAGCAAAGAUGUCAGGAAUUACAAAGGACAUGGAGCUUCAAGCUCUUCACUCUGCACUUUUCACAUUUGAUUUAAUGGAGAGUGUUCUGGCAAGGGUAGAAGAACUCAUUGAAAACAAAGGCUGCAACUGAAGAAACUACUGGAGUCAAAUAAAAUCUUUAUUUCAGUAUUCCACUUAUCAAGUUGGACUGAUCGAAAUAUAACAUGCCAUUUAAAAAAAAAUGCAAAAUAAUAAUUAUUACAGAUUUCUAGAUAAGUUUUAGGAUAUAUAUAUAUUUCCCCUACACCUUCAGAGGUUAGUCCCAGGAUUACAUUGUGCCCUUGCUAUAUUUUGAAUGACAGAACCAUAGGUAUCUAUCACCAUGUAUUUUCACGCAAACAUGUAAUGUAACACUACCUAUUUAUAAAGGCAUAGUAUGAAGUAAAGUAGCAAUGUAUAAGUAAGCAAGAACUACAAAAGGUAUUACUUGUACAAUACAUUUUAUUCACGAGAUUUAUGAUUAGAUGGAUUAUUAAAAAAUGAAGAAAACUAUUGUUCUGCUUGAAUGCCAUGAAAAUCAGAUGCAUAGAAUUAGUGACAUUCUCAAGAGCAGUUUGAGAAACACAAUGGAAGGGGUAGCAAAUAAUUGGCAAAGUUGUUUGUUUUUUCUUGACCCUUCCCCUUCUAGAUGCAAAUUUCAGUUGGAUUGUAAUUUGUUCUAUGAAUAGUAGGGCUUCUUCCAUUAACAGAAUCCAGCUGGUUCUGAAUUUAAUCCCAUAGAAUUAAGUCUCAUACUAGUGAAUCGAUUGACAAAAGCUGCUUAUAAUUUAAUUCCUAUCUUUGUCACAGGCUUAUAUACAGAUGUGUUGGUAAAAUGAUUUCUAUUACUUAAAUUUCAAUCUUAUUGAUACAGAUUCCCCAUGGUACAGUAAUACAAAAGGAAGAAAAAUAACAUUGCUAAAAUACAGAAUAAGAAUUAUCAAAAGACAAACAUAGAAGUGAGUGAACAACUAUAGUGAUGUAAAACUGUAAAGUUAGAAUCAUGUCUAUUAGCUGCUCUUCUGUACUUUUGA